Emiliania huxleyi CCMP1516 is the source of this 993-nucleotide messenger RNA. RefSeq lists its product as hypothetical. The transcript has a single exon. The coding region runs from base 1 to 993 and encodes 330 amino acids. Lineage: Eukaryota; Haptophyta; Isochrysidales; Noelaerhabdaceae. The record is from RefSeq and is a predicted model, not a curated record.
AUGGCGGCUCCCGACUGCAUGCCGGACGCGCUCUGCGAUUUCCUCGAGGAGUUCUGCAUGCCUGGACCGUCUGAGGAUGGGCUGCCGGAUGGACCGCCUUCUUCUGCCGCUUGCCCAGAGCCAGUUGCUACGCCGCACCCGAAGAGGACAGUGGCGUGCGAGGUGGCGUGCGAGGAGUGCAGCGAGGUGGCGUGGGCCGACGCGGCCGCCCUGAGCUUGCAGGAGAACGGCUUUGUCGUCCUCCGAGCCUCGACGGCGGAGCCGCUCAUCGAUGCGGCGACGUGCGAGGAGUGCCGCCGAAUCGCCGCGGCGCAGCUGGCGCGACUCUUCGCGCUCUUGCGAGGUCGCGGCGUCGAUCCGAGGAGGGACCGCUUCACCUUUGGCGAGGUGUGCGCCCGGACAGCCGGCGGCCGCCGGCCGGACAUGCGCCUACCGACGGAGGGCAGCGAGGCGGAGGCGUGGUCGCCGCUCCUGCGCGCAGUCGACCGCUGGGUGCGUCCCGUCCUCGAGAGGUCGCAGCUCGCCGAGGACGGCCCGAGCGGCGUGCGCGUCGACGGCGCCGGGUGCGUCACCGCGCUGCCCGGCGCGCCAGAGCAGCACCUCCACCCCGACGGCACCGCACGCGGGCUGGUCAACUGCUUCGCGCCGCUCGUGCGGGUGGACGCCGCCAACGGGCCGACCGAGCUGGCGGCCGGCUCCCACCACGCGGGCGCUUGCGAGGAGCAGCUCGCGGAGGAUUGCUGCUUUGCGGCGCCGCACCUGCUGCCGGGCGAGCUGCUGCUCUUCGACUACCGCGUGCUACACCGCGGGAGGGCAAACUGCACCGCCGAGCCGAGGCCGGUGGCUUACGUGACCUACUCCACGCGGCGCGCCGUCAGCGACCAGCACAACUUCCCUGCAGACCGGUGGCUUUUGCCGCCGGCGACCGGCUCAGCGAGCACAACUCUUGGCCACGACGUUACACAGUGUGAGGAUAUUAGCAUAUUACGGUAG